UUUUAGAAGUGGGUUUUAAGAUAAAGUGCAAACUUUAUUCCCCCCCCUGAUAUUUACAAUGUUGCACCGGUUUCUUCCACGUGCAGAUAAGUUUCCUGGUCUGGACUCGUCUUGAACUGCGUUCGAAGGACAUAACAAUGAAUAAUCAAUCGAUGACAGGGAGGACCAUGGUCCCGACCAUCCCGUCCAUUAUGUUCAUUUUCGGGGUGGUGGGGAAUGUCAUCGCCAUCGUGGUUCUCUGUAAAUCUCGCAAGGAACAGAAGGAAACCACGUUUUACACGCUGGUGUGUGGACUGGCAGUCACGGACCUGCUGGGCACUCUGCUGGCCAGUCCGGUCACCAUCGCCACUUACGUGAAAGGAUCGUGGCCAGGAGAGGACCCGCUGUGCCAGUACUUUGGAUUCACCUUGCUGUUCUUCUCCCUGGCGGGGCUCAGUAUCAUCUGUGCCAUGUCGGUGGAGAGAUACAUCGCUAUAAACCAUGCCUACUUCUACAAUGACUACGUGGACCAGAAACUGGCGGGUUUGACUCUCCUGGCGAUCUACAUCUCCAACGCGCUUUUCUGCGCCCUGCCGAUUGUCGGCUUUGGACAGGUGAAGAAACAAUACCCGCAAACGUGGUGUUUUCUAGAGUGGAGGAGCAACAAGACCAGCGAUGCCGCCUACUCGUAUAUUUACGCCGGUUUCAGCUCUCUUCUUAUUCUCGCCACUGUUGUCUGUAACGUGCUGGUGUGCGCGGCUUUGAUCCGGAUGCACCGGCGCUUCGUGCGCAGGACGUCGCUGGGAACCGAUCUCGGGCGCACCGUUGAGCCGCCGAGGAGAGGACGCAGCUUUGGACGUCUGGCCGGCGCAGAGAUUCAGAUGGUCAUUCUCCUUAUAGGCACUUCGGCAGUCGUGCUUAUCUGCUCCAUUCCACUUGUCGCUCAGGUGUUUCUCAACCAGCUGUAUAAGACUCCUGUGGAGCUGAGGCUUGACAAAAACCCUGAUCUUCGAGCGAUACGUUUCGCCUCAUUCAACCCCAUUCUUGACCCCUGGAUCUACAUCUUGCUUCGCAAGGCUGUUCUCCUCAAGCUCAUUGAGAAAAUCAAGUACUUAUUUUGCAAGAUGGGAGCGCGAAGGCAACAGAGGCAGGGGAACUUCCACUGUGUAGUAGACACUCAGCAGCUCUCCGUGGCCCUUUCGAAGCGGGACUCACACUCCCUGGCUUCCACCUACAUGCAAGACUUCUCCAGCAGCUCCCAGACCUUCCUCUACCUGCCAGAGGGAAGUGAAGUGUAUAAAGGAACCUGCCACAAAGUAGAAGGACUCUCUGGUUCACAACCUUCAUCCGUCAGAAACUCACAGGCUUCUUAUUCAUUUGAGCAGGGCAGCGUUGAGGUUCAUAGUAGAGAAGGGACAACUGCAAUCAGGGACUUUGCAGCUCUGCCGUGCCCAAAGGACCCAGCCCUCCAGGUGUCAUUGAGCACUGACACAGAGGAGGAGAAAUGCAUCUGACUGAACUCUGAACAAGGAGAAAGUUCUCGUUUCUCUCUGAGGUAGAUUGUCUACUCUACUUCUCCAAAAGUGAAAAAUCGUGGAAGGCGCACACAAAUAAUAACGGACUCUUCUUGAGAAGUCGGGCACAUGAAAGCGAGAAGGAAAGAAAAACUUAAAGUGCUGUGAGCAUCCUAUUGUUCUCUGUUUCGACACCCAGCUACCUCAAGUGAAGACCAACUCUGACUGUGUGAGCAGAUUUUGUCAUUUUGCCCCAAACAGAUGUUGUAACAGAGAUGACCCACUUCUCCGUGACUCAAGUGUCCAGAGAUGGAAAAGCUAUCCUUCCUCAUUUCAGCUAUACUUGGUCCAAUCAUGUGUGGAAAACCUGACUGAUUUAGAAUAAUUGAGUCACACGCUUGGUCAAUAUGGUAAAUGAAAACAGUAUUAAAUGUGAUACUUAUGAGUAAUCGUUGGCAUGUGUGCUGCCAUUGUAAGGAUGUGUUUAGUUGGAAACAAACCUCUGUUGUACAGCUCUUUGUGAAGGACACGGUGUGUUAAUUCCAUGACUAAUGUACAGUGCAGUAUUAUUAUGUGGUGAACACCAACGUUUUUGUUCCUGGUCCCUGGAAUACACACGCAUGCCAUCUAAAAUUAUAAGAACUUUGUUUCCGUUGUCUUUAACACUAAAUGUUUAUUUUUUCCGCGGCUACAGCAAAUGUGGUGUAGAUAGGAGCACUAAUAUGAAGACAUUUCAACACACCUGUCAGCUUGAGAAAAAAGCCUGUUCUGUGUCCUCGAUGUGGUCUAAAAUGUUGUUCGUAAUAAAAGUAUUCUUCUCCACGAGAAGGUUUUAAUCAAUAAAUCACAACUCUGAAGGGAUUAUCCACACUGUAGAAGUAUGGUGUUUUUUUGUGAUCCUAUUCUGUGCCACAUUUUUGACCAAUGACAAAAUUCCUCUAUUUAAUGUCUUGUUAGUCAACUGACACGUAGAGCUGCUGUCCUACUACUAUAUAUAUCAGACUGAACUUUUGAAACCCUGUUUGUGCGAGCUUUUCCACUCAAAUGAACUUCAGCUUUGAAGCACACAGUCUGCCUCCUUUUCCCUGUUAUUAAAUCGGCUCCAGAUUGUUGCUUCAUGUCGUGGAUCACAUUCUUGCCUUUCUUUCUUCUUUCCUGUUAUUGUGGAUAAAUGCUGUAUCACGCCCCCUCAAGUUUGAUAUAAUGAUAUUUGGUAAAAGGUAGAGUUUUGACAAACAAGCGGCCAAUUUAAUUUAUUUUCUAAUCUGGUCUUGACAUUUUGCACUUUAUUUUGUAUUCCUUUCAUAUUGUAUUGUGGAAUUAAAUAUGUGGACAUAUAGUUGCUGUUGUAUCAUAUCAUGUUCAUAUCCGUACAUAUUACUUUGUAUUUGCAAAAGUUGAACGGUAAUAACUACGAAUUUGGGGAAGAACGCCAUUGUUUCACGGCAAACAUGUCCUUUCGC
Molecule: messenger RNA, 2956 nt
Organism: Cyclopterus lumpus (lumpfish)
Lineage: Eukaryota; Metazoa; Chordata; Actinopteri; Perciformes; Cyclopteridae
Gene: ptger4a
Product: prostaglandin E receptor 4 (subtype EP4) a
Exons: 2
Coding region: 138-1493 (451 amino acids)
Biological process (GO): inflammatory response; positive regulation of cytosolic calcium ion concentration; cellular response to prostaglandin E stimulus
Cellular component (GO): plasma membrane
Molecular function (GO): prostaglandin E receptor activity
Source: RefSeq, a predicted model, not a curated record